ACCACACCUCCCCUCUUCUCUUUCUCCAUUAAUAGUUUCAAGCUGGAGCGAUCGAAGCACUUGAGGUUGGGUAGGAUCGAUGUCUCCAACCCUAAGCUAUGGAUCGUCGUGGGGAUCACCGUCGCCGGGGUCGUCGUCCUUGCGGAGGCCACGCGGCGACGGCGGCGGCGGUGGAUCCUGAGCGAAGAGUCCAAGCCCGUCGAGAGCUUCGGCGCCUUCGUCGAGCGCUUCGAGCUCGCCCCCUCCCCGCAGCCGCCCCCGCCCGCCGCGCGCCUCGCCCUCGCCGGCCUCACCUUCGCCGUCAGUGACAAUUUCGAGAUCAAGGGAUACGUCGCCGGGUUCGGGAACCCGGAUUGGCGGAGGACGCACGAGCCGGCCACCCGGACGGCUGUGGCGGUCGCGGCCCUUCUGAAGCAGGGGGCCACGUGCGUAGGGAGGACUGUCAUGGAUGAAUUGGCUUUCGGUUUCACAGGACAAAACUUGCACUAUGGAAUGCCGGUCAAUCCAGAUCUGCCAUCAUUAAUCCCAGGAGGAUCAUGUAGUGGUGCUGCUGUUGCUGUUGCUGCUGAACUUGUUGACUUCGCGCUUGGUGCUGACACGGUGGGAGGUGUGAGAGUCCCAGCAUCUUUUUGUGGUAUCUUCAGUUUCAGGCCUUCUCAUGGGUUUGUAUCUUCCAUUGGAGUUUUGGCGAAUUCACAGAGCUUAGAUGCUAUUGGUUGGCUUGCUCGAGAUCCGUCUAUUUUACGUGAUAUUGGGUAUGUACUGUUACAAGAAUGUCCAGUGAGGCUUAGACAAACAAAGCAGUUCAUUUUUGCUGAUGAUUGCUUUCAGUUGUUACGGGCUCCAAAACAGAAGACUAUGCAUGUUAUAAGCAAUGCUAUCGAAACUUUAUCUGGAUACCAGCCUGCAAAGCAUAUGAAUAUUGGUCAGUAUAUUGCCUCAAAUGUAGCUGGUCUAAAAGAGUUUUCUGAACCUUCUACAAAGAUGCAACAGGGAUUAUCUGCUCUGCAGGCUCUUUCGAAGGUUAUGGGGUUAUUGCAGAGAUAUGAAUUCAAAUCAAAUCAUGAAGAUUGGAUUAACACGGUGAAACCCAGGAUUAGUAUUGACAUGUCUCCUCAUAUUUUAGCAGCUGUGAAUUCUAUGCAUGAUAACAUCAAGUCCUUGUACAGUGUUCGGACUGAGCUACGAGCCGCACUUAAUAGCCUACUUAAGGAUGCAGGAAUUUUGGUAAUUCCAACGACGGUAGAUUUGCCAUGGAAGCGAAAUUCUAAGCAAAAAAUAUCUCCAGAGUUUGAAGAUCGACUCUACACAUUGUUGAGCAUUGCUGGAGUCUCUGGCUGCUGUCAGGCUACCAUUCCGUUAGGGAAGCAUGAUGAGCACCGAAUUUCCAUUUCAUUUAUAGCUGCACAUGGAGCAGAUAAAUUUCUUCUUGAUACUAUUUUGGACAUAUAUGCUUCUAUAAAGGAACAGAUCAACAUGGCAUCGAACUCAGUUCUGGCACCAGAUAACAAUAUGGAUAUGGAUGCAUCAGAAUUGUUGAAAGAAAAGGGCAAUACUGCAUUUAAGGGAAAGCAGUGGAACAAGGCUGUUACCUAUUAUACUGAAGCUAUCAAGUUGAAUGAUACAAGUGCGACCUACUACUGCAAUAGGGCAGCUGCAUAUCUGGAACUGGGCUGCCUUCAGCAAGCUGAAGCAGAUUGCAAUCAGGCUAUUUUGUUGGAUAAGAAGAAUGUCAAAGCAUAUCUAAGGCGAGGAACAGCCCGGGAAAUGCUGUUGUACUAUAAAGAAGCUCUUCAAGAUUUCAGGCAUGCUCUGGCCCUUGAACCACAAAACAAGGCUGCACUCGCGGCAGAGAAAAGAUUACAGAAACUUAUUAGAUGAUGUCGCAGCGAUUAUCAGAGUGCAUGAUUUUGAUCGGUAUGCAGAUGGAAGGCAAUUUCGAUGGAAGCCAAUGGGCAACAAUCCACAUACCACGACAGUCUUCUGAGUAUUUAUGGGUUCAAUAUUACGGUGAAGUUUGAUGCCGGAAAACUCAAUUUUGAUCUAGUUUGUUCGCUUUACUGAAUGUGUCAGUACUUUUUUUUAAAAGAAAUUCUUGCAGCAAGUUAUUACUGAAAUAUGGCCCAUAUGUUGCAAUUGUCAGAUGAAAUGAUGUCGUCAAGUGUUUUCCGAUACCCCUCUUUAUAACUUGUACUGUUUACUGCUGUAACAAAAUGCAGUAACGUUACGAGGUUAUUUAACCUAACCUGCUUACGGCAGGCAGUUUUUUUAAUUUUCUUUUUUUUAAUUUCCUUUUUCGUGAUGGUGGAGAAUUUUGUUAUAUGUGAACAGCCGGUGUGUUGGGCACCAACACGGCAUAAUUUGCUGCUGUAAAUACUUUAUUUUGUCGAGCUAUUUUUCCACGGGGAAGUA
Messenger RNA from Ananas comosus (pineapple), 2412 nucleotides. RefSeq names its product outer envelope protein 64, mitochondrial. The annotation marks the transcript as partial. Gene Ontology annotation, molecular function: protein binding. The transcript has 13 exons. The record is from RefSeq and is a predicted model, not a curated record. NCBI's taxonomy places the organism in Eukaryota, Viridiplantae, Streptophyta, Magnoliopsida, Poales, Bromeliaceae.